Molecule: messenger RNA, 1155 nt
Organism: Condylostylus longicornis
Lineage: Eukaryota; Metazoa; Arthropoda; Insecta; Diptera; Dolichopodidae
Exons: 4
Coding region: 1-1155 (384 amino acids)
Biological process (GO): mitochondrial electron transport, ubiquinol to cytochrome c
Cellular component (GO): membrane
Molecular function (GO): 2 iron, 2 sulfur cluster binding; quinol-cytochrome-c reductase activity
Source: RefSeq, a predicted model, not a curated record
AUGGUUUUUCAUAGAGGGUUGUCGUUGCUAACGAAUAAAUCAUGCUUGAGGGGAAAUGCCCUCUUUCAGCAGAAACGUGGCUAUAUACCGAAGAGCUACUAUUUUCCCUUUGCUGCUCGUGUUGAUGAUGACGAAUACCUGAUGCCUCCCUCUUCUGACCGUCCUCUCUACAGAAAUCUGUUUGAUCAAGCCGAUGACCCUAAAUUGUUUGAAAUUGAAAAGAAGCACGCCCCGAAGCACGUGGAUGUCAAGCCGACGGAUGACAUUGCUGAGUACCCAAUGUCCGUCGUAGAUCCUCAUCGAAUGGAAUGGGCUCACAUUUCUCCAGAAGCCUUUUACUAUCAGUAUUUUGACAACACAUUUCCACGAACGCCCGAUUUGUCGAAGGGUGAGCUUGCGGUGGGGGCGCAAGUGACGAGAACCUCAAUAUGGCACACGCCCAAUGAACCAGCGAUUCAAUCAAUAGCGCGAUUUGAGCCCUCCAAUUUUCAGCCUGUUGGAUAUGCUGAGAACAACUACACUCCGGAACAAUCUCCACCAGAAUAUUAUCAUGGAAUUGAGGAGACCCCGAUUGCAACCAGGCGUCAUUGCAUAUGGUGUCGUCACAAUCAGACAUAUACUCUACUGGAUCUGCCAUCAAUAUAUGACGGUGGAGGUGAGUGGACCAGCAAGAGUUUGCAGCAUGGACUAGUGAGCAUUCCAACAUCCUAUUCAUGUGUUCAUCAGCCCGGAAUGCAGUGGCCGAAGCCCGUCGAAGUGAAGUUCAAGCAUCUUCGGCCAGGGGAGCAAAUGACUGUUCUGGCUGGUGGAAAUCAGGCGUUCAUUCGCCAUCGCACAGACUCUGAAAUCCGGUCUGCUCGUUCGGAUGAUGCGAGAGUUGAUGACUUGCGCGACCCAGAAUUGGACGCUGAUCGAUGUCCAGAUCCGGAGUGGCUCAUCUGCAGCGCGUCAUGCACACAUCUCGGAUGCACUCCACACAGAGGAGGCGCCUAUGGAGGAUGGCUAUGUCCAUGUCAUGGAUCGCACUACGAUACAUCAGGGCGGAUUCGCGCUGGUCCUGCACCAAAAAACCUUCCAAUUAUAAGAUCUGAGCCGAUCGACGAAGAAACAGUUCUACUUGGUGAACUGGUUCCAACAGAAAGACGAUGGACGUGA